AUGCACUAUCUUCAGCUGUUCCUUGCCCUCUGGGCUCUCUUUUCUACCCCUGUGUGGGCUCAAGAAUCGCCAAUCUGGGUUCAGGGCGCUCUCGAAGAUGCCAUUGCUACAGAUGACACUUUCAACACCGGCGGCACCAUUGUUGUCAAUGGCUUCACUAUGAACGUUCCCAAGAACCUUCUGGUGCAGUUUCCUGCUGCAUGGGUUCCUUGGAAGGAGUUCGUCGCCAACAAGGCCGACUUCGCUGGCUAUGAGACUUUGGUUAUUGGAAACAGCAUCAACGGAGAACCCCGAGUUGCACAAGUUCAGCUCUAUGAGUUUUUUGAAGGCUUGAGCAGUGGCUGGGUCGAAUCCGUUGACUUUGCGGACGGAAGUCUCAAGAUCCAGAACGGUCCUACUGUGCGCAUCUCUGAUCCCAACGCUGUCUUCUCCAAGGGCUUCACUGGCGCACCGCUCAUGACUGCCGACGAUCAGAGCCCCAGUAUCACGUCUUUCUCUGGCUUCCCCAUGUGCAUUCCUAGGAACGAAAAUGAUCCGCUUUGCCCGUUGACCAACCGCCCUUUCGUCGGCCCUGGCACUUUCACUGCUCCGGACCCUCUGGUCAUGGCGCCGUUCCAAGCUGGCGACUUUAUCACAUUCUCCGGGUUCCGUCGAGGCAGCGAGGUUAUUGCAUUCAGCAUUGUUGCUCAAAACGUGCAGAUCAACACCCUUGGCGAUAUUGUCUAUGUUCGUAUGGAGCUUGGGCUUCUGGGAAUUGACAACCCCAGCCCCAACGCAGAGAUUGCGGAGUCUCGAUUUAUCGGUUUCGUGUCAAACAAUCGGGCCACCGUCUCACUUUACGCCAUGGAUGUUGAUCCCUGCACCGGCACCACCUCCGACCGGAUCAUCGCUUCCAUGGGACUCCGCGGAGGCCGCAACGCCCAGAACAAAUUUGAAUACCGCAACGAGAUUCUCUUCAGAUACACCAGAGAGUACCGCGUCAUUGCCGAGAUUGACGGUGUUGCGAAGACUCGCGUCACCAAGAACAACCUCACUGCCGGAACAUACGUGCAGCCUGUCAACGUCUGGGUACCCGGAGAACAGGACGUUCCUGGAGUUCCCCCCGUCUCGUAUGACUUCUCCCAGAUGGAGUUCCUGACCAAGGGCGUCGGCGCCGAUGAUGCGGGCAACGUUUGGGGUCCUCUGGAGCCGUUCCCUCAGACGGGUGUUUUCAUCGAGACUCCUGUUUGUGCCGCUACUCCCGCGGCCCGCGACUUGAAGGUGGAAAAGCGGGGAAGCAUCGGACGAUGGUACGGCAGAGCUCGCGCCGAUGCCAUUUCCCAGCUUGAGAAUGUUGACACUACGGAUCCGGUCGUCGUUGUCGCUCCGGAAGAAGCUGCCGCGAUCGCCGAGAAGAAACAGGAGGAGGCUGCCAACAAUGACUCGCAGUGA
Molecule: messenger RNA, 1431 nt
Organism: Colletotrichum chrysophilum
Lineage: Eukaryota; Fungi; Ascomycota; Sordariomycetes; Glomerellales; Glomerellaceae
Exons: 4
Coding region: 1-1431 (476 amino acids)
Source: RefSeq, a predicted model, not a curated record